GAGAGAGCGUGGGAAGUGUUCGUACACGCGCUCUCGGAAGAAUGUGGAUUUCCCUUAUAUAGGAAACGACGCGAAGUCAAGUAUCCGGAUCUCUCUCUCUCUAUCUCUCUCUCUCUCUCUCUGAUUUCUUCAGUUGCAGUAAUCAAUGGCGUCAAAGGACAAGAAAACUUCGAAAGCCUCGAGCAGUCGCAGCGGUGGUAUACGUACCCUUGCCGAUCUCAACCGGCGGUCGGCUGACUCCGACAGCGAUUCUGAUGGCCCUCAGGAGUACUAUACUGGUGGUGAGAAGAGUGGAAUGCUUGUCCAAGAUCCUUCAAAGGGUAAUGAUGUGGAUGCAAUCUUUGACCAAGCCAGGCAAUUGGGAGCUGUAGAAGGGCCUGUUCGUCCACCUUCAAGCUCAAGUAGCUUUACUGGAACUGCUAGGUUACUCUCAGGGGAAUCUGUACAAUCUGCUCCUCAGCAUCCUGAGACUGUUGUUCACAACAUUGUUUUCUGGGGCAAUGGCUUCACUGUAAAUGGUGGGCCUUUAAGGAGGUUGGAUGACCCUGAAAAUGCAUCUUUCUUAGAGAUGACUUCUAGUAUCUUGAUGCAGAGCAUCAAGAAGUCUGAGUGUCCAAAAGAGCUAGAACCUGCAGAUCGAAGGACCUCAGUUCAUGUCAAUCUCAUAAGGAGGAAUGAGAAUUGUCCUGAACCGGAGAAGCAGCAUGUUCCUUUUCAGGGUGUGGGAAGAACUCUAGGCAGUGGCUCUGCUCCAGUUUCAAAUGUGCCAACGGUAGCUGCUCCAACCUCUUCAGCAGUCCCAGUUGUGGAUGAAACACUGCCGUCAACCUCAAUUCAACUUAGGUUGGCCGAUGGAACCCGCCUGAUCGCACAGUUUAACCACCACCAUACCAUCAGUGAUAUUCGAGCAUUCAUUGAUGCAUCUAGGCCUGAAGGUACUGGGAACUAUCAGUUACAGGUGAUGGGAUUCCCUCCCAAGCUUCUUGGUGACCCAACUCAAACAAUAGAGCAGGCAGGUCUUGCUAAUUCGGUUGUUAUCCAGAAAUUCUAGCCAGCUUCACCAGUAUAUAACCGCUACGAGUUCAAUUUAUCAUAUAAGUCCAUCAUAACUCUCUGUUUUCGUUAUUUAUUUUGCUAUUUUGUAUGAAUUAUUUUGACUUCACUCAAAUGUCUUUCUUUUUCUCAAAAAGGUUUUUAAAAUUAAA
This is a messenger RNA of Ziziphus jujuba (common jujube), 1205 nucleotides long. Its product is annotated as plant UBX domain-containing protein 4. Gene Ontology annotation, cellular component: nucleus; cytosol. Gene Ontology annotation, biological process: autophagosome assembly; Golgi organization; nuclear membrane reassembly. Bases 146 to 1051 code for a protein of 301 amino acids. The transcript has 4 exons. Gene Ontology annotation, molecular function: ubiquitin binding. Lineage: Eukaryota; Viridiplantae; Streptophyta; Magnoliopsida; Rosales; Rhamnaceae. The record is from RefSeq and is a predicted model, not a curated record.